Molecule: messenger RNA, 1489 nt
Organism: Sorex fumeus (smoky shrew)
Lineage: Eukaryota; Metazoa; Chordata; Mammalia; Eulipotyphla; Soricidae
Product: patr class I histocompatibility antigen, A-108 alpha chain-like
Exons: 8
Coding region: 18-1112 (364 amino acids)
Biological process (GO): antigen processing and presentation of endogenous peptide antigen via MHC class Ib; immune response; antigen processing and presentation of endogenous peptide antigen via MHC class I via ER pathway, TAP-independent
Cellular component (GO): external side of plasma membrane
Molecular function (GO): peptide antigen binding; signaling receptor binding
Source: RefSeq, a predicted model, not a curated record
CACUUGAUUCCUUCAGUAUGUGGGAGCUGCGACCCCUCCUGCUGCUGCUGUCGGGGGCCCUGGCGCUGACCCAGACCCAGGCGGGCCCCCACUCCCUGCGGUAUUUCUACACCGCCGUGUCCCGGCCCGGCCGCGGGGAGCCCCGCUUCAUCGCCGUCGGCUACGUGGACGACACGGAGUUCGUGCGCUUCGACAGCGCCUCGGCGAGUCCGAGGAUGGAACCGCAGGCGCCAUGGGUGGCGCAGGAGGGACCCAAGUACUUGGAGCGGGAGACGCGGAACUUGAAGAAAGACACACAGUGGUACCGAGUGAGCCUGAGCAACCUGCGCGGCUACUACAACCAGAGCGAGGCGGACUCUCACACCAUCCAGGAGAUGUACGGCUGCGACGUGGGGUCCGACGGGCGCCUCCUGCGCGGGUACCGUCAAUCCGCCUACGACGGCGCCGACUACAUCGCCCUGAACGAGGACCUGCGCUCCUGGACGGCGGCGGCGGGCACGCAGGCUUGGCGAACCCAGCAAAAGUGGGAGCAGAGGGGUCAGGCUGAGCGCUGGAGGAACUACCUGGAGAACAUCUGCUUACAGUCGCUCCUCAGAUACCUGGAGCACGGGAAGGACACGCUGCUGCGCGCAGAAGCCCCCAGAAGACACAUAACCCACCACCCCUUUUUUGACCAUGAGGUCACCCUGAGGUGCUGGGCCCUGGGCUUCUACCCUGCCGAGAUCACCCUGACCUGGCAGCGUGAUGGGGAGGACCUGACCCAGGACACAGAGCUGGUGGAGACCAGGCCUUCAGGGGAUGGAACCUUCCAGAAGUGGGCGGCUGUGGUGCUGCCUUCUGGAGAGGAGCAGAGAUACACGUGCCGUGUGCAGCACCAGGGGCUGCCGGAGCCUGUCACCCUGAGAUGGGAGCCCCCUUCUCAGUCCAGCAUCCCCACUGUGGGCAUCAUUGUUGGCCUGGCUCUCCUUGGGGCUGUGAUCACUGGAGCUGUGGUGGCAGUUGUGAUCAGCAGGAGGAAGCGCUCAGGUGAGAAAGGAGGACAGUACACUCAGGCUGCAAACAGCGACAGUUCCCAAGGCUCUGAUGAGUCUCUCUCGAAUCCUAAAGUGUGAGACAGCUGUCCCACUGGGUUUCCUCACAUCCCAAUGUUGUGAUUCAAGAACUGCUGAUUCUAUUUCUGCCCUGGGACCUGAGUGUGUCUGUGUCCUGCCACUUACGGUGAUGGGAGAGAGAGACUGGCCCACCCCUGCCCACCGGGCCCUCCCCACACUGACCUGCGUUCUCUUGCUGAUGCUCUGGGCUGUGCCAGCAGAGACAGGAGUCAGCCGUCUCCAUCUGUGUUAGCUUCUUGUUUUUCUGAAUAAUGUUUCUCCCUUACUGAAAUAAGCAUCUGAUUUGCAUUUUUCUAAUUCCUGUUUUGUGGGAUUGAGGGUUAAUAAAGGAAAUCUCUAAAGUUUGAGAAGGAAUAAAUGGAAAUCCUGAGACCUUC